Molecule: messenger RNA, 3149 nt
Organism: Aplysia californica (California sea hare)
Lineage: Eukaryota; Metazoa; Mollusca; Gastropoda; Aplysiida; Aplysiidae
Product: FAST kinase domain-containing protein 4
Biological process (GO): regulation of mitochondrial mRNA stability; mitochondrial RNA processing
Cellular component (GO): mitochondrial matrix; ribonucleoprotein granule
Molecular function (GO): RNA binding
Source: RefSeq, a predicted model, not a curated record
AGCUUCCGGUUUGUAAACAUGGCCGCCCCCAGUAACUUCUUCGACCUCCACUGGUUGCGAUAAACGUAUACAGUGAAACGACUUCAUUUUCGAGAAAAACAAAACGCCCUUCGAAUGAACCUUUUAUCUCCUGAGUCAUCAUGUCUACCUUUCGAGCAGCAGUGCGCUUAAGACCAACAGGAUGGACGAGGGCAUUCAGGAGUAAUAGAGAUCAUGACCAUCUUCUUCACUAUCCAGCUGUCAGCAAUGGUCAAGGAUUUCAACUUUUGGUCAAGAAUGCAACCUUGAUAAAAAAUGGGAUGUGUACUUCAAGUGUCCGACCUUGCAGCUCGCAGGGAGUGAGUGACUCUAGUGGCUCAGGGAGCGGCCCGUCAUCUGCGUCUGGUACUGUGACUUCUGACAGUGAGCCAAACGUGUUUGACGAACUGUUCCCGUCGGUGAACUUGUCCCCUAGGUUUGUGAAAGACGCAGAGUACCGGCUGUACGAGUGGGGUCGUCAGGUCAAGGAGGAGCAGAACCGUAGCCAGGUAGUAGACCUGUCAGCUAUUGUCUCACAAAACUUCUCCAGCGUGGUUGAUUUCUCGCUGAGUGUGGCCUCGCCACCUCACUUUCGGCACCGUUGCCUACUUAUCCUCCUCUCGCAGCCAGAUGACCUUGAGGCCACGGAGAGGCUGCUGAGUCAGACAGUGCGAGAGGCUGUGACCCUGCCGCUCAAGGUCGUGGCUGAUGUGGUUCUUGCAUUGUCUUCCGCAGCUAGUACACCACUGAGGGACAAAGCACGUCGCGACUUGGUGCAAGCCGUGGUUAACAAGCGAUGGUACGAGGUGGGGCCCAGACAUGCAGUCUUCUUCAUGUACCAGCUUGAUGACCUUUUUGACAUGCGCCGAGUCUCCUCCCAGCUGCGGUUACGACACAAGACAACUGCGUUCCCUAACACAAGGAACAAGGCACAAGGGCAGAGUGCUCCUCCAGAUGCCAAGAGUGCUGAAGAAAGUGCUGAGGAAGGUCAAGCUUCAGCUGCAGCAGGAGGGGAGGAGGAGGCAAUCCCCAUACUUAGCAUGAACCUGGAAGCUCGGGCCAUCACUCUGGCAGACCAGCUCAAAGUGAAAGACUUGUCACGGGUUGUGGUGCUAAUGGGCAAGUGGAGGAGUCGCAAUGAGCCUCUCCUCAAUGCAGUGCUUCACCGCCUGACCCAGGCAGAUCUCAGUGAGUUCAGCUUUGCACAGCUCAGCAACCUGCUGUUCGCCUGCUCCGUGCUGCGACUGCACAACAGCGCCUUCCUCAGCAAACUGUCAGCCCAGCUGUGUGAGUGCCCGGCCCCAAGUGCAGCCGCUGCCUGCUCUGUGGUUACCUCCCUCUCUCACCUGCGAUGGCGCGACCUGCAGCUCAUAGGCCAGAUCCUGAAUGACAUGGCAGAUAAGUUGGACCAUAUGACCGCCCGUGAGGCCAUCAAUUUGGUUGUCUCUCUGGGGAAUCUGUACCCUGCUCCACUGAGCGACUCUCAGGCACGCACUCUCACAGACCUGUCCAGCAAACUGUUGCCGGGAGAGAGCAACCCCUCUGACCGAGUGUCAGUUGUUCACAGUCUGGCUGUGCUGCGGCUGUUGAAUCCUGAGCUGGCCGCAUCCAUUUUUGAUCCAGACUUCGUGCAACAGUUAAAGGGGUCAGAAGACUUCUCACAAUCUGCCAGUCUGCAGAAACUGCGCAGCGUCAACAUGGCUGCUAAGCUGGAGGUCAAGGACUACUCAGGCCCAUUGCUGUCUGACAGCGAUCUCACCAUCCCUGAAGAACAGAACCAGCAGACGACCACAGACGGGUCACUAAAUGCUGCACUUCUCAAUGCCUUGGGGAAAUACGCUGACCUGAUGACCUAUGUGAGACCAGGGGUAGAGGUUGCUGCUGGUUUAUCUAUUGACGCUGUGAUGUGUGCCACCUGUGACGGGGAAGUGAGGCCUUUGUCUGCCCUUGACACACCUGACUCUGCAGAGAGCCUGCACAGAUCCUGUACUCAGACCUUAGGCAGAGCCAGACAGCUGUAGAGCAGGUGAACAACAUACGGAGGAGAAUUGUCGAGGCUGUUGCCACGGCGAUGCAGAAGCAACAAAGUCCUGACCCUAGCUAGGCUGGACAGUGCGGAGUAAACGUAGUCUUAACUUUAUGUCUAUUGUGACCUUACCUUUUGAAUCAUGACUGGGCCUGAGUGUGUGUGCGUUGGGGUUUGGUUUGACGAUGUGUGUGUGUGAGAGAGAGAAAGAGAGAGACUAGAGAGGGCGGGAAAAUACUAAAUAGGUGAUUGGGUAAGGCAGGGGGGGUUGGUAACAAUGAGGGGAUAUGUCUGGGAAAGAGAAAGUAAAAAGAGAAUGUGACCUGGCUAAUACCUCGUAGAGUUGUGAUAGCCAUGCUUAUGUUGACAAUGACUGUGUAUCUAGACUAUGUUGCCAGUGUGUUGAGGCUGUGUUGCCGGUGUGAUAUGUAACAGACACUUGUAGUAUCUGUCGUUUGCAUCUGUUCAAUAUGUGUACAUGUAUGUGUGCACUUGUAACUUAUUGUUUUGCAGGUAUGUGUGGGCAAAUAUUUAUGAGUGGUUUUUUUAUUUGUAUGGUAUGAGUGUUCAUAUAUGUCCGUUUUCACAUUUGAUGAUGUAUGUGCUUACUUUUAUGAUAUAUGUAUGUAUGUUUUGUACAGUCUAGCAGGCACAUCACAAAAUUGAGGGGGUGCAGAAAUCUGUUCUAUAGUACAAAUUCUGCUAUGGAGGUGUUUUAGAUACAACAAUAAAAACAUAUUUGAGAAAAAAAAUUGGUAACCUGAACAUCUGUUCACUAUGUGUAGUGUAUGUUCGCAAUGUGUAGGUUUGUGAUGUGUUUGCUAGACUGUAUGUAUGUGUUUGGUCUGCAGAUGUAUGUAUGUCUGUGUGUAUGAGGGGAAGAAAGGGGCUGAAAAGAAAGAGAGAGAGGGGGGGGGGGGGAUUUCACCUCUAGUACAUAGGUUCAUUGAUAUGUUUUCUCUUGAUCCAUUGUCUUUACUGUAUGUUGUGUUGGCUCUGAUGUGGUCACGUCCCGUCGAAUGAGAACCUGCCCCCUUGGUGGACACCACCACCCAACUCCUUGCAACUGACCACUUAUAGUAAAGACUGGAUUUGUUACGCCCAA